Molecule: messenger RNA, 684 nt
Organism: Ramularia collo-cygni
Lineage: Eukaryota; Fungi; Ascomycota; Dothideomycetes; Mycosphaerellales; Mycosphaerellaceae
Exons: 1
Coding region: 1-684 (227 amino acids)
Molecular function (GO): nucleic acid binding
Source: RefSeq, a predicted model, not a curated record
AUGGCGGGAAAGAUUCGUCCUACUCAUCAGCGCAUGAAGGCCGCGGCGAGUGAGGCCAAGAUUAACACUGAGGCACUUUGGGUCGAACCUGGCGGGUUUGAGUGUUGGGGCGACGCGUCUGUUCUGGAUCCUUGGCGGAGAAAAUGGGCCGGUAUUGGCCUUGUUGUUCGACACCAAGAUGAUACAUGGCAUGGAUCGUCAUACGCCAUUGGCAGUGGACUUGAAGUGUGGGAGGCCGAGACCGAAGCUGUUCUCGUGGCGAUGAAUCUGGCUCUUGAGCGCAAGGAGAUUCAUGGGGGCACGUCCGAGGACUUCGCUUGGGUCAAAUUCUACACUGAUAGCUCCGAAGUGGUCAGGAAUAUUGAGUCUUAUCGGCUGAACCACGGCGCACACUCUCGUCUCGGCGAGCGGUUUUACAGGAGGCUCGUGGCUCUUGAGGCCGCUGGUCUGCGGUUCGAGUGUGUCAGAUGCAGAAGUCAUCAGGACAGGGGACUGCCUAAUGACCACGCAGAUGCUUUGGCGAAAGAAGGUUCCGAUGCAAUGAGGCUCCACUGGCAAUGGAGUGAUUUACCGGAAAGGGAGCGCUGCGGAUGCGGUUCGCAAGACCGGGAUUAUUGCAACUGGUCCACUGAGCGACAGCUCUUUAGUGUCAAUCACGAAAGUGGGGAGGUGUUCGCGGAGUGA